Molecule: messenger RNA, 465 nt
Organism: Lottia gigantea (owl limpet)
Lineage: Eukaryota; Metazoa; Mollusca; Gastropoda; Lottiidae
Exons: 3
Biological process (GO): positive regulation of DNA-templated transcription
Cellular component (GO): nucleus
Molecular function (GO): transcription coregulator activity; DNA binding
Source: RefSeq, a predicted model, not a curated record
AGAUCUAAAAGACAGUUAAAGUCAGUUGAUGAUGGCCAUUGGGAUUGUAGUGUUUGUACAUACAGUAAUUCACCAGAAGCAUAUAAAUGUGAAAUGUGUGAUGUUCGGAAAGGAACUUCAACUAGGAAGCCAAGAUUAAAUUCACAGUUAGUGGCACAACAAGUAGCACAGCAGUUUCCUCUACCAGGCCCACCCCCUUCACAUUCUCAUAGGAGGGAGAAAUCUCAUAGUUCUGGUCAGAAAAAUAAAGUUGUCAAUGGAAAGCGAAGAUCAAGAUUAAAGAAUAUAGAUAGAUUGGGAGGAGAGAAAAUGGAAGUGACGGUCAAUGAUGUGACUGUUUUGAUAACAGAUUAUAAACCUAAACAAUUACCAUCAAAUAUGGAUAAUAGUUCAGAUACAAGUGAUACCAAUUCUUCCAUAACUAAUGACAAUGAAGAUCUGACAUCUGAUACUAGUGCACAUUGA